AUGGCAUCUAUAACUCCCUCCCAAGAAGAACUGCAGCGGUUCUACAUCGGCAAAGAUAUCAGCGAUGUACCCAAGCCCGCCGCCGUGCUGGACGUAGCAAUCAUCCGCCGACACUGCGAGACCAUGCUGCGCACAAUCAAAGCGCUGAAUGUCGGAUUCAGAGUACACGUUAAAUCCCACAAGACACCCGAAAUCGCCAGACUCCAAAUCGGCGACAGCAUCGAGGCCAAUUUCAUAGCCUCAACAGUCAUCGAGAUCGAGAUGAUGACCCCUCUCCUCCAAGAGCUAAAACAGCAAGACCGGAGAAUCAACAUCCUCUACGGCAUCCCCCUAGUCCCAUCUCAAGUCCCACUACUAGCCAAGGCAGCCAGCACGCUAGGCGAGAACAGCAUCACCGUAAUGAUCGACCACCCAGACCAACUCCCCUAUCUAGAAAAUCUAUCCACUCUAGCCGGCCACCCAGUCAGUGCAUUCGUCAAAGUCGACACAGGCUACCACCGCGCCGGCCUGCCGCCCGUGUCUCUCAACAAAAACGGGUUACUCGAGAAACUGGCCUCUCUCGAGACUGCAGGCGGCGCGAAACUCCUAGGACUAUACUCACACAGCAGUCUGAGCUAUAGCGGGACGACCCCCGAGCAAGCGAUGGGCCAUUUAAUCGGCGAGAUCCGCGGAUGCAAAGACGCCCUACAGAGGAAUUCGCAUCUCCUGCCCAGCCGGGAACUGGUGAUCAGCGUCGGUGCUACGCCGCAGGCUGUGUCUUCUCAGAAUCUGCUGAUUGAGGAUGUUUCUCGCGAAGCAAUAGAGUUGAAGGCUUUGCUGCGCGAGACAAAUGUCGAGUUACAUGCUGGCGUCUAUCCCCUCCUGGAUAUGCAGCAAUUCUCUACGCAUGCCAGUGCCGAGUCGGGGAGUUUGGAGGAUGAAAUUGCUAUUUCGGUGCUUGCGGAAGUCUGCAGUGUCUAUAAUGACGGUGAGCGAGAGAAGUCCGAGGCGUUGCUGGCUGUUGGGACGUUGGCGCUGGGUCGGGAGCCGUGUCCGAGUUACUCCGGGUGGGGGGUUGUUUCAUCCUGGAGAUUGGAUGGCGUUGAUAAAUCUUCUGAGAGAUUAAUUGUGGAGAGGAUCAGCCAGGAGCAUGCAAUUGUGUCUUGGGAGGGUGAGUCCCAGGAGAAGAUACCUGUGCGUAUCGGACAGGUUGUUAAAGUCUACCCGAAUCAUGCUUGUGUGACUGGUGCCUUUUAUGGGUGGUAUUUUGUUGUCGAUUCGGAUCGAGAUGGCGAUGCUGCUCGUAUUGUGGAUGUUUGGGUUCGGGCGAGAGGAUGUGGAAUGAGGGCCUGGUAG
Penicillium paradoxum is the source of this 1335-nucleotide messenger RNA. RefSeq lists its product as uncharacterized. Lineage: Eukaryota; Fungi; Ascomycota; Eurotiomycetes; Eurotiales; Aspergillaceae. The coding region runs from base 1 to 1335 and encodes 444 amino acids. The record is from RefSeq and is a predicted model, not a curated record. Gene Ontology annotation, molecular function: D-serine ammonia-lyase activity. Gene Ontology annotation, biological process: D-serine catabolic process. The transcript is spliced from 2 exons.